Messenger RNA from Harmonia axyridis, 1119 nucleotides. RefSeq lists its product as uncharacterized. Bases 1 to 1119 code for a protein of 372 amino acids. The record is from RefSeq and is a predicted model, not a curated record. NCBI's taxonomy places the organism in Eukaryota, Metazoa, Arthropoda, Insecta, Coleoptera, Coccinellidae. The transcript has a single exon.
AUGAUUUUCGGAGCAGCUUCUUCUGCACAGUUCAUAAUGAGAAAAAACGCGAAAGAGUUUGAAGACGAAUUUCCUGAAGCAGCAAGGGUAAUUUUAGAACAGCAUUAUAUGGAUGAUUAUUUAGAUAGUGUUGAUUCUGUAGAAGAGGCAUUAGAUUUAAUAACCGGUGUCGAAGAGGUUCAUAAGAGAGGUGGUUUCCAAAUAAGAAAUUGGACAAGUAACUCCAAAGAAGUUUUAAAGCUGAUUCCGACAGAAAAAAGAACAAGGGAAUUGAAAGAUGUAGAAAUAGAGAAAGAGCUUCCAGCAGAACGUGUUCUAGGACUUCACUGGAAUCCGAAUGAAGAUUGUUUUUUGUUCAAAGUCGAACCCAAGGAAAUUAUGGAAAUUUUAGAAAAGAAAGCAAUAACUACUAAAAGAAAAAUGUUGAAAAUUGUAAUGUCAGUUUUUGACCCUCAUGGGUUUCUAUGUCACUUCACUCUCAAAGCAAGAAUUUUGUUACAAGAAAUUUGGAAAAUGGUUUCUGGAUGGGACGACAAAUUAGAACAUUCGGUAAAUGAAAAAUGGCUCAAAUGGUUGCAAGAUUUAAGAAAAAUUGAAGGUGUGAAAAUUCAUAGAUGCUAUUUGGAUGAUAAUACGGAACGUAAAAUACAAUUGCAUACGUUUUGUGAUUCCAGUUCGAAAGCCUUAGCUGCAGUUUCGUAUUUUCGAAUUUUAUCAUAUCAAAAAAUUUAUUCCAAUAUCGUUAUGGCAAAAUCAAGAGUAAGUCCUCUGAAAACCUUAUCUAUUCCUAGAUUAGAACUUCAAGGAGCAGUACUGGGAGCUCGUUUGGCUAGAACAAUAAGAGAAAAUCACAGUAUUCCUAUAAAUCGUCAGUAUUUUUGGACGGAUUCCCGGACAGUAAUCAGUUGGUUGAAAUCAGAUUCUCGCAAACUUAAGCCAUUUGUGAGUCAUAGAGUUAAUGAAAUAUUGGAUAUAUCUGAAGAGAAUGAAUGGAAUUGGAUUUCAAUAAAGGAGAAUGUAGCAGAUGAAGCAACUAGGGAUAAUAUAAAUUGUGAAUGGUCGGAAUUAAGUAGGUGGAACAUUGGUCCAUCCUUUCUUAGAUGCGAUGAAGACACGUAG